Pocillopora meandrina is the source of this 4759-nucleotide messenger RNA. The record is from the annotation of a GenBank genome assembly. NCBI's taxonomy places the organism in Eukaryota, Metazoa, Cnidaria, Anthozoa, Scleractinia, Pocilloporidae.
AUGGCCUCAGCAGCGGCCCCAUCGUUUCGUUCAACUAAAGAGACAACUAAUUACGCCCGGUUAUGCAGGCUUCUGGUGGAUGUCAGUGCAUAUAUCCUGAGAGAGACAUUUGACAAGAAGCGUCCGCCAGGAAACCUGGAUACGGUUUUGUCAAGCCCUCCGGUUCAUGCGGUGCUACAGAUACUCAAAAGUCGUAAAGUGCUGAAUCCAUCUCAAUGGAGUAAACUAUAUCCUACCAUCAAAUCUUCAGUUUCAUCAAACAAUUUCGAUAUCACUCUUCUUAUGGUUCUGCUGAGGAACAUUUGUAAUCUUGUUCGUCCAGCUACCGGCUGGGAUACACUUCCUCCCGCAACAGACACAACCCUUGAGGCAGAUAUCGUUCGCAUCAAGUGUUACAGAAACACAGUUUAUGGUCAUGCCAGCCAGGCCUCAGUUGAUGACGCAACAUUCAAUCAAUACUGGCAGGAUAUCCAAGAUGCAUUGGUGAGACUGGGAGGAGCUCGUUACCAAAGUGAUAUUGAUAAUCUGAAAAAGGAAUGCAUGGACCCUGAUUUUAUGGAACACUACAGAGAGCUUCUUAAACAGUGGGUGAUGGAUGAAGACAGCAUUAAAGAAACCCUGGAUAGGAUAAUAGAAGAACUAAAUGAUAUGAAAGAAUUCUUGAUCAAACCUAAAAAGAAGACAGGACUGGAAGGUAACAUUGCGCUCGAUGCCCUUAAGAUUAAACACUAGGUCUACAACUUCUUAUUUGUCUCUUAAUUUUCUCUAUUUUUAGGGAUAAAACAAUUUUUAAAAUUAACUGAUACCAAUAAAAUGAAACACCAAUUUCUCAACUGACAUUAUUAAAAAAAAAAAUUUCUUUCCUCCCGACUCCUUGAAAUGCAGUGGAAGUGGUUAAUAGGGGCGUGGUAACUUCCUUCAUGUUAUGAUGUGCAGACCCACUCAUUUUGGAGAAUUUAGGAUUUCUUGAAUACCAAUAACGGUUUCUCUUAAACAAGAUGUCAUAUGCAUGGAUGGGUUCGGCAGUAAUAUACGUUUGAAUAGACACCUUCAGCAUCCCCUUUGGUAUGAUAAUUUUUCAGUUUCGUAAGACUCCCCCGGCUUAGCAAAGAUACUGUUCAUACUUCAUGCUUGAGCAAAACGUAUUAUUCACGGAGAAAAGCUUUUAAACAAUCUCGUGAAAUCAUUCAAAUGAAAAUUGCUUACCAAUAAGUCGUCUAUUUUUCUCUAUGUAGUCGUCAUUUCCAUACCAUUUACAUCUCUGAACUUGAUCCCCACCUCUCAUUAAAAGCAAUAUCCGCAUUAAACCCAAAUAUUUCCUAAAGAAUCUUUUUAACUGAUUUGUGACACUAUUCAAACAUCUAAAAAAUAUUUCGGAACUAUAUCAAACAAAAUUAAAACAUUUGGGUUUCCUUUUCAGCUGUAGAAGCAUACACAAACGCGUUGAAAAAAUCAAUAAAAACCCAAACGGAGUUCCACAGUGUAGCUUCUCUCACCUCAACUAAGGUAAGAAUAGAUGACACGUACACCAGCCUUCUCAUACAACACGGAAGAAAGCCAGUCGAAGACCCUGAUGUGGGAAGAGAAAAACACCUUCAGCAGUACGGUCAAGUGAGUGGAAAACCAGUCACACACUGUCAAGACAUUUUCAUCUCUGACGCCGAUUGUGAAGAGAAAAAGAAUCCCAAAACUGUCCUCGUCACUGGGAAGGCAGGGAUUGGUAAGACACUGUUCUGCCAAAAGUUAAUCCGAGAUUGGGCUGACAACAAAUUGUUUCAAUCCCAAACAAACCUAGCGCAACCACCUGACUUUAAGUUCGCUUUCUUGUUAACAUUCCGUCAAUUGAAUUUACUUGGGGACGACCCUGUGAGCUUGAAGGAUAUCUUAAUCCGAUCCUCAGUGUUAGAUGACGACUCAAAUAUUGACGAAUCUUUAUUUGAGUACAUUUUUCAUCAUUCUGAAGACGUUUUGAUCAUCAUCGACGGGUAUGACGAAUGUUCAAAGCAAAGUUUUAUUACUAGUGAUCUGGAUGAACAGUAUCCAAAUGGUGCCCAAGAGGAAAUGCCGGUUGCAGCUCUGUGUGCCAAGCUUAUCAAAGGGAAAAUCUUGAAAGAUUCGGUUGUCAUGAUAACCUCAAGAUCCGAUGAAUCUGAUGACAUAGAGGAUAAAAUUGGCUUUGACCGGUGCGUGGAAAUCACAGGAUUUUCUGAGCAAAAUGUGAAGGAAUACAUCGCCAAGUAUUUCAAAGAAAACGACGUCAUGAAGAAUGUUGUAAUGGAUCACAUCACCAAGAAUGAAAAUCUUGUCAGCUUUGCCCACAUUCCAGUUCUCUGUUUUCUAAUGUGUUCCUAUUUUGAGUACAUCUUGCAGGAAUCGAUGAAAACUGAUGCUCUCCCGGUGAACACAAGUGACAUUUAUUUUGAAGUGGUUAAUAUGUUUUUUAGUAAGCAUGGCAAAACGAAAGGAACCACACCUGAAGUUACAAUGGACAAAUUGUCAAUUCUGGCUGCUCAAUUGCUCCGAGAGAAGAAGUAUCUUUUCGCUGUCGAAGAUAUGAAGACAUUUACUGAAGAAGAGGUUGAAAACUUACGAGCAAGCGGUCUUCUUCAUUGCGGUCCCAUGUUUAGAAAAUCUUUCUCGGAAAUGACGAAACAUUUCUGUUUCACCCAUCUGACACUCCAGGAAUACUUAGCGGCCCAUUGGUUUGUGAAGCACAAAAAAAUUCCGUCCGGAGAAAAUGCGUCAGCAAUGGUGUUGCAAUUUAUGUCUGGCAUUUUAUCAAAACAAAAAGACAAAGCUUUUAUGCAUAAACUGCUUGAAGGAAUCAGUAAGAGCUCUUCAGCCGAGCGUCCAGCAGGACUAAUAAUAACGAAAUGUCUAGCUGAGUACCAAGACAAAGAAUUUGCAAAAACUGUCGUGAAGAAACUUUCCAAUCAGUUUAGUGAUCGUGAUGGAAAUAUUAAAUUUCAACACUUGACCGAUGUGGACUGCAUUGCUGUAUCUUUCCUGUUAGAUGUCAUAAAUACAUUAAAUGUAGUAGAAACGCCUGAAAGGAGUCAAACAUCUCCCCAACUGUCUCCCAGGCCGUUGGGCAGUCGACGUGGACUCUCUAGGCGUGUCACCCUGAGUGCAGGGGAAACUGCUGGAAGGAGUCAAACAUCUCUUCAAAUGGCUCACAGGCCGUUGGUGAAUCGACGUGGACUCUCCAGGCGUACCACCUUUAGUGCAGGGGAAACUGCUGGAAGGAGUCAAACAUCUCUUCAAAUGGCUCACAGGCCGUUGGUUAAUCGACGUGGACUCUCCAGGCGUACCACCUUAAGUGCAGGGGAAACUGCUAGAAAGAUUAAAACGUCCUUUUGCCGGCCCUGUUGGGCACAACUGACUCUCUUCAAUUGCCAAAUUACACAAACUGGACUACGACAAAUUUUUAAGGCGCUAAAGAAAUGUUUCUGCACCGUCACUUCACUACUCCUUUCUGUGUGUAUUUUAAACGAAGAAUGUGUUGCAACGAUCGCAGAAUCGUUGCCAAGGACUAAGCUGAUCGAACUGUCUCUGAAAGGAACUCGGAUCACUGAUGCCGGUGUUCUCAGUCUAUGUCGAGUACUACAGACACAAACAUGCAAAAUUACCUCAUUAAAUCUGAGUGGUAAUCAGAUCACCGAUGCCGGCGUUGGUAGUCUAUGUCAAGCAUUACAGACAGCAACAUGCAAAGUAACAACACUAUAUCUGGGCCGUAAUCAGAUCACCGAUGCCGGUGUUGCCAGUUUACGUCAAGCAUUACAGACACCAACAUAUGAAGUUACUUCAUUAAAUCUGAGUAGUAAUCAGAUCACCGACGCCGGCGUUUGUAGUCUUUGUCAAGCAUUACCGAGAGCAACAUGCAAAGUCACAACACUAGAUCUGGGCCGUAAUGAGAUCACCGAUGCCGGUGUUGCCAGUCUAUGUCAAGCAUUACAGACAGCCACAUCCAAAGUCACAACACUAUAUCUGGGCCAUAAUCAGAUCACCGAUGCCGGUGUUGCCAGUCUGUGUAAAGCAUUAAAGACAGCAACAUGUAAAGUAACCAAACUAAAUCUGAGUUGGAAUCAAAUCAGUGAUGCUGGUGUUGACAAUCUAUGUCAAACUUUGCAGAAGGCGCAUUUUCAAGUCACCGCUUUGAACUUGCAGGGUAACUGUCAGAUCACCAGUGUUGGUAAGAGGCGUCUCAAAAAACUUUUGGAGCGACAACCCCAUCUUAACCUGUUUGGAUUUCCAAAAAAGACUUAAAAGACAACAAAAGUUAUUAGAAUAGUUGUUUACAAAGCUGCAAAAGUGUAGAAACAGAGCUAACAAAUAUUAAGAAUAUAUACUUUUGAGUAAUUUCAUCAAGCAAUAGGUAUCUUUCUCGACAGUCAACAUAUAAAAUAUUUAUUCUCUAAUCGCAGUUUCCAGAAACGUUCAUUAAAAGAGACUGUGUAGACGAAACUGAUGAAUUUGAGGAGUCAUAACGAGUGAAUCUUUGGAAUGGCUUCUUUAGCAGCUAAGAGAAGAUUCAAUCGCCAAUAAAUGUUGAUAUGAAUGAAGAUAAAAAUAUCAUCUUCUAGAAAGAUCCCUCUGCGAAAGCGUUUGCGCUUGAGGAAACGGAUUCAAUGGUUGAUAUCAGAAUUUGCAUUCAUAUCAUUCAGUCGCUUAACUUCCGUUAAUAUGUGCGCGGCUGGUUCGAAGUAUUUUAUGGAAAGUAGAUUAAUGUCCAUGUUUCAAUAAAUUCUUUACUUGUUCG